CAACAGCGUUUAUAAUAAAGUACACUAAACUAAUUUUAAGUUUUUAGUAUUGUAAACUAAAUAAGAGUAGGUAUGUCUUUUUUACCUGACGACGAAAUUCAACAGCUCUUAAAUAAUGCUUAUAGUUCAGAUGAGGAUUAUGAAUUUGAGGCUGUAAAAUAUGUGGUUGAAGAUAGUCAAAAUAUUGAUGAUUUUCCUACUGUUGAAGAAUUUGAGGUUGAAAAUGUAGUUGAAGCCAGUAAUGAUAUUGAUGAAUUUCCUACUAUUGAAGAAUUUGAGGCUGUAAAAUAUGUGGUUGAAGAUAGUCAAAAUAUUGAUGAUUUUCCUACUGUUGAAGAAUUUGAGGUUGAAAAUGUAGUUGAAGCCAGUAAUGAUAUUGAUGAAUUUCCUACUAUUGAAGAAUUUGAGGCUGUAAAAUAUGUGGUUGAAAAUAGUAAAGAUAUUGAUGAUUUUACUACGGUUGAAGAGAUAGAAACUGGUGAUUGUGGUUCAGAAGAAAUUGUUGUGAAUGCAAAACGGAAAUUGAAAUAUGAAGCAGGUGAUGAACUUUGUUGGCAAAAAAACAAAAAUAAAAUAUUGAGAAUGAGAGGUCAAUCAUAUAAAGGACUAAAAAAAAAUGAUGAAGGCAAAUUUCACUUUUCUGAAUGUAAAUCUGCAAGAAAAAUAAGGCCAAGAUGCAAUUCUACUUUUUGUAUAAAAAAUUCUAAAUCUAGAAAGUGCCCUUUUAUAAAAGAAGAGGAUAGAGAAAAACUAUUUAAAACAUUUUGGAAUGACAUGUCAUGGAGUGAAAGGAGGACUUAUGUGUCAACUUUAUGUACUAUACAGCCUACCAAAGUUAACACAAUUGGGAACAAUGAUUCUCGCCGAAAAGGAACUAUAAAAUAUUUUUUAAAAAUAGAAAAUGAAGUGUUGCCAGUAUGCAAAAAAAUGUUUCUUCAGACACUAGAUCUGAAAGAAUGGUCUGUUAGAAACUGGAUUUCAAAUUCUUGCAAUGGUAGUGGAAUAACUAUUAGCCCUGAUCACCAAAAAAAUAUUUCCAAAGUUGGGAGAAAACCUAAUAAAAAUAAAGGAAUGAUAAAAUUUUUUGAUAAUUUGCCUAAGUUGCCAUCCCAUUAUUGCAGAUCAAACACUAAUAAACUGUAUUUAGAAUCAUUUUUUGAGUCAAAAGUAUCCGUGUUUAAAGCUUAUGUAGCUAGUUUACAAGGUGAUGAAACAGCAGUUAGCAAAACAGAGUUUUAUUCAGAAUUUCAGAAAAGAAAUUUAGCUCUUUAUUCUCCUAAGAAAGAUCUAUGUGAUUUAUGUGAGGGUUUUAAGUAUGGAAAUAUUACACAAGAUGUUUAUGAUGUUCAUCAAAAAAAAAAAAUGGAUGCUAGAGAUGCUAAAAAUUUAGAAAAGCAAUUGGCCAUAAAUAAUCCGAACGAACAUGUUUCCUUGACAAUGGAUGUGCAAGCUGUCAAAUUGGCUCCUUUUAUUCGAGCUUCAUCUAUGUAUUAUAAGACCAAACUAUGUGUUCACAAUUAUACAAUUUUCAAUCAGUCCACAGCAGAUGUAUGCUGCUAUUUGUGGGACGAAACAAAUGGAGGGUUGGAGUCGUCCAUUUUUGCCACAUUGAUAAUCGACUAUUUAAAUAAUAUUAUUGAAAAAACUCCUACCAUAAGUAAAAUAUCGUUGUUUAGUGAUGGUUGCGGUUAUCAAAACCGAAAUAUAGUUGUAUCAAAUGCUUUAUUAAAAUUUUCAAUUGAUCAUAAGGUAACAAUCACACAGAACUUUCUAGAGAAAGGUCAUACCCAAAUGGAGGUAGACAGCGUCCAUCACACGAUAGAAAUGCGCCUUAGAAAAAGGGAAAUCCAUCUACCAACAGAUUAUAUUAAUGUAUGCAGAGAUGCUAGAAUUAAAACUCCAUACAGAGUGAAAUAUCUAAAUUUCAGUUGCUUUAAUGAUUAUACAUCAUUGAAAUACUACACAUCUAUUAGACCUGGGCAGGGCAAAGGUGACCCUACAGUCACUGAUAUUAGGUGUCUCAAGUACACCCCAGACUGUAUAAUACAUUAUAAAAUUAAUUAUGAAGACCAAUGGGCAAUUUUACCUAAUAAAAACAGAAAAAAUAUAGAUUUUGUUGUAAAGAGUUUGUAUAAGGAGGAAAUAAAAAUUAAAGAAGAAAAAUUUAAACACCUACAAGAACUAAAACAAGUAUUGCCAAAACAUACUUGGCAAUUUUAUGAUAAUUUACAUUAUAUUAAAAGUAACAAAAAGUGAUCUAUUUUAAAUUUUGUUUUUUUUUUUUUUAUCAGUUGAUUAUUUUAAUUUUUAUUAAACUAUUUUUUAUUAUUAAAUCAAAAUGAUUUAAUUAAUUGUUUUAUAUUAUAUUAGUUUAUAUUUUUAUCUAGUUGAUAUAUUAUUUUACUUUUAUU
Messenger RNA from Aphis gossypii (cotton aphid), 2411 nucleotides. RefSeq lists its product as uncharacterized. The record is from RefSeq and is a predicted model, not a curated record. The transcript is spliced from 7 exons. Bases 73 to 2256 code for a protein of 727 amino acids. Lineage: Eukaryota; Metazoa; Arthropoda; Insecta; Hemiptera; Aphididae.